Molecule: messenger RNA, 3152 nt
Organism: Ictalurus furcatus (blue catfish)
Lineage: Eukaryota; Metazoa; Chordata; Actinopteri; Siluriformes; Ictaluridae
Gene: ppp2r5eb
Product: protein phosphatase 2, regulatory subunit B', epsilon isoform b
Exons: 14
Coding region: 477-1880 (467 amino acids)
Biological process (GO): protein dephosphorylation; signal transduction
Cellular component (GO): protein phosphatase type 2A complex; cytosol; nucleus
Molecular function (GO): protein phosphatase activator activity
Source: RefSeq, a predicted model, not a curated record
UGUGUAUGUGUGUAUGUGUGUGUGUUAUGUGUGCCAUGGACUCAGCCCAGCUAUAUUGACAAUAGGGUGAAACGCUGUAAUCGCCCUAAAUAAAACCUCAAUUAAAGAAACAAUCGGGAAGGAAGAGUAAGCCGGAAAGCACGGAUAAACACACUGGAUUUCUACCAAACAUCAGGAAAUGUGUUUAUUUUAACCGUGUACCGUACUCUUCUUUUUUUUUUCUUUUUUUUUUUUUUAAUGCAUCCAUUGAUGGGACACGGAGGAUUAUUUCACUAGAUGGUGUUGUGAGGAUUGGCAGCUUUAAAGCCAACACUGCAUAUUUUUUUUCCUUUGCGUUUGUCUGUUUUUCAACAGGACGCAGAUUUGGGAACAUAUUUGUUAAGUAAAUAAAAAAUAAUAAAAUAAAGUGUUUAUACGGGAUCACUCCUCCUAAUCACCUCCUUCGUUCCCCCGAAACACAGAGGAUCAAAAGGGCUAUGUCCUCAGCAGCCACCUCGCCACCGUCAGUGGACAAAGUGGACGGGUUCUCCCGAAAAUCGGUCAGGAAGGCCAAGCAGAAGCGCUCGCAGAGUUCCUCGCAGUUCCGCGCUCAGGGCAAACCCAUCGAGCUCACUCCCCUCCCUCUGCUCAAAGACGUCCCUGCUCAGGAGCAGCCGGAUUUGUUCCUGAAGAAACUGCAGCAGUGCUGCACCUUGUUCGACUUCAUGGACACGCUCUCUGACCUGAAGAUGAAAGAGUACAAGCGCUCGACGCUCAACGAGCUGGUGGAUUACGUGACGGUCAGCCGAGGCUACCUCACCGAGCAGGCCUACCCUGAGGUCGUCAAGAUGGUGUCCUAUAACAUUUUCCGCACUCUUCCACCCAGCGACAGUAAUGAGUUCGACCCAGAGGAGGACGAACCCACUUUAGAGGCUUCGUGGCCACAUUUACAGCUGGUGUACGAGUUCUUCAUCCGCUUUCUGGAGAGUCAGGAGUUCCAGCCCAGCAUUGCCAAAAAGUAUAUAGACCAGAAAUUCGUCUUACAGCUUCUGGAACUGUUCGACAGCGAGGACCCGCGGGAGAGAGACUACCUGAAAACAGUCUUACACAGAAUCUACGGCAAAUUCCUGGGGCUGAGGGCUUUUAUACGAAAACAGAUCAAUAAUAUUUUUCUACGUUUUGUUUAUGAAACCGAGCACUUCAAUGGAGUAGCCGAGUUGUUGGAAAUUUUGGGAAGCAUCAUCAACGGCUUCGCUUUACCUCUGAAAGCUGAACACAAGCAGUUCCUGGUGAAAGUGUUGAUUCCUCUGCACACAGUCAGGAGUCUCUCGCUCUUCCAUGCGCAGUUGGCGUAUUGUAUUGUACAGUUCCUAGAGAAAGACCCCACAUUAACAGAACCGGUCAUUAGAGGACUUCUCAAGUUCUGGCCAAAGACGUGCAGUCAAAAAGAGGUGAUGUUCCUCGGCGAGCUGGAGGAGAUCCUGGACGUGAUCGAACCCACGCAGUUCGUGAAGAUCCAGGAGCCGCUGUUCAAGCAGAUCUCCAAAUGCGUCUCCAGCCCUCACUUCCAGGUGGCUGAGCGAGCGCUGUACUACUGGAAUAACGAGUACAUCAUGAGUCUUAUCGAGGAGAACUCCAACGUCAUCCUGCCCAUCAUGUUCACCAGCUUGUACAGGAUCUCCAAAGAACACUGGAACCCGGCGAUCGUAGCUUUAGUGUACAACGUCCUGAAAGCCUUCAUGGAAAUGAACAGCACUUUGUUUGAUGAACUCACUGCCACCUACAAGUCCGAUCGCCAGAGGGAGAAAAAGAAGGAAAAAGAGCGAGAGGAAUUGUGGAAGAAGCUGGAGGACUUGGAGCUGAAGAGAGGCCUGCGGAGCGACGCCAUUAUUCCCACUUAACGCUGCCCCGCCUCUCGCACCGCUCCUGGAACACACUCCCACAUCACCGGCCACGCCCACACAGGCCUUUUUUUUUUUUUCUUUUCUUUUCUUUUUUUUUUUUCCUUUUUUUUCCCCCUCUUCCCAUUUAUGUUUAUUCCCUUUUUUUUUCCUCCUUUCUGUAUUGUGCGACUUACUUUACUGUAGAUUUCCGUCGUCUCUUUCAUUAUUUCAACAACACUGUAAAUAUAUUUUUUUUUCCCUGCUAUAUUUUUUUUCCCAACGAGAAUAUUACACUGAAAAUGAAAAAAGGACUUUAAAAAAAAAAGAAAAAGAAGAAAACCCCCCCCCCCGGAGAAAAAGAGCUCGCUCGUCCGAGUGGGAGCGAGAGAUGGACUCGACCGGAUAGUAGGAUUUGAAAUGAACUGCUACUGUGGAGAGAAAACGAAAUCAGCUACGAAACCGAAACCCUCACCUCUAUCGUUUGAGGAAAGAUCCGUUCCUGCUAACGCUCGUCCAGACACACUGUCUCACUCCUUCACACUCUCUCUCUCUCUCUCUCUCUCUCUCUCUCUCUCUCUCUCUCUCUCUUUCUUUUCUCCAUCCUUUCAUCUUGUCGCUGAUAAAUUUCCUCAGAACCUAUUAAGACCUAGCAGAAUCCUCAAAGUGGGAAGGCUGAAUGUUAACCAGCAACCACACACACACACACACACACACACUCUCUCAUCUCAUUAACAAACUUCUUUCCUAUUCUCUCGGUGCUGCCAGGAUUUUCCACUCAUUCUCUCUUGGGUUGGUUUUUUUGGACUUCCUCUCUUGAUUCUGCACCAGUCUGGCACUGGUACCAGUAAACUAACACACACACACACACACACACACACACACACACACACACACACACCAUUGCUGCGAAGACACCAAGGACCCAGCGUCCCUGCGCCAAACCUGAGAAGCUCGUAUCGUCCGUGUGUACGAGUGUGUGUGAGAGUUUCUUACAGUGUUAAAUAUUGUAACUGAAUGCAGCUCAUUGACCUGUUGUUGAUUGAUCUAUUAGAACCUUUAGCGCAUUUAUAAAUAUAUAUAUUUUUCUUUAGGGAUGGUCACAGAGUGUUAAAUAUGUAUUACUGAACACCACUCUCUGUUUAAUUAAUUAUUAUGAUUUUUUUUUUUCUUUCCUUUCUUCAUUUUUACUCUUUUAUUUUCAAACUUCAGCCUUCUGAGUUUUUUUUCUAGCAUAUAUAAGGAGAGAGAGUGAGAGAGUGUGAGAGAGAGAGAGAGAGAGAGAGAGAGAGA